Molecule: messenger RNA, 138 nt
Organism: Paraglomus occultum
Lineage: Eukaryota; Fungi; Glomeromycota; Glomeromycetes; Paraglomerales; Paraglomeraceae
Source: the annotation of a GenBank genome assembly
AUGAAAGCAGUUUUGAAUAUGCUGGUACUGAAACUCUCCCAAAAGACAAAACUACUAGCGGUAAGGGCAAUUUUGUUCGAUAAUCGAUCUAGAAUUGAUUGGCUCCGAAACUGUGCUGCCACGUUUGCGAGAUAUUAG